Xenopus tropicalis (tropical clawed frog) is the source of this 7363-nucleotide messenger RNA. RefSeq names its product transmembrane and tetratricopeptide repeat containing 2 (gene tmtc2). Gene Ontology annotation, biological process: protein O-linked glycosylation via mannose. Gene Ontology annotation, molecular function: dolichyl-phosphate-mannose-protein mannosyltransferase activity. The record is from RefSeq and is marked provisional. NCBI's taxonomy places the organism in Eukaryota, Metazoa, Chordata, Amphibia, Anura, Pipidae. Gene Ontology annotation, cellular component: endoplasmic reticulum; membrane.
GCUCCUCUCACUGCUCACACUGAGCUGCCACUGCUACUGUUAGUACUACUGCCGCUACUGCUACUUGGGGGACUGGCAGUGCCACACACUGGGUGCUCUCUAUUAUCGGGCAACAGCAGCAGCAGCAUCUCUUCUCCUGUACUCCAUGCAAACAAUAGAGAGUACAUCAUUGGCUGCUGCCCUUGCUCGCCGCUGUGCCAUGGGUUAGGGAGAGAGAGCAGUCCGGGAUUGCCGGGGAGGAACUGGAGGGGGCAGCGCUACUAUCCCUGGCAAUGGGCUGCGGCCGGUGAUCUCUCCUGCCUGGCUGGCUGGCUGGCUGCUGUGGGAUAAGAGCAAGAGCCGCGCCAGCCCUGGGGGAGCCGUGAGGGAGAGAUGAUCGCGGAGUUGCUGAGCAGCGCCCUGGGGCUCGUCCUGUAUCUCAACACCCUGGGCGCUGACUUUUGCUACGAUGACAGCCGGGCUAUCAAGACUAAUCAGGAUCUUCUGCCAGAAACGCCAUGGAACCACAUCUUUUUUAAUGACUUUUGGGGCACCUUGCUUACUCACAGUGGGAGCCAUAAAUCCUAUCGUCCAUUAUGCACACUGUCAUUUCGCCUUAACUACUUACUUGGAGGUCUGGAUCCCUGGAGCUAUCAUCUAGUCAAUAUAUUAUUGCAUUCUGCAGUCACAGGCCUCUUCACCAACCUGUGCAAAGCACUUUUUGGAAGUGGAUGCUGGACCCUUAUAGCAGGGCUUUUGUUUGCAUCUCACCCAAUACAUACAGAAGCAGUUGCUGGCAUUGUUGGAAGGGCUGAUGUGGGUGCAGGACUCUUUUUUCUACUCUCCUUACUGUGCUACAUGAAACAUUGCUCAACCCGAGGGUACUCACUCAGCAGCUGGUGCUGGAUUCUUUGUGCUGGAUUUUGGGCAGCUUGUAGCAUGCUGUGGAAGGAGCAGGGAGUCACGGUUUUAGCAGUUUCUGCUGUCUAUGAUAUAUUUGUGUUCCAUAAAUUAAAGAUGAAUCAAAUAAUUUCUGUUGUCUUUAAGAGGAAGAACGUGUCUUUCUUCUUCAGCGUUGGACUGCUGUUUGCCUGGGGUGUUGUUCUAUUGGGCGUUCGUUUCUACUGGAUGGGAAACACACCGCCAAGCUUUUCAAACUCUGACAACCCAGCGGCAGACUGUGAAGUUCUACUCACACGUACUCUGACCUUCUUUUACUUGCCAACCAAAAACUUGUGGCUGCUUUUUUGUCCAGAUACUCUCAGCUUUGAUUGGUCUAUGGAUGCUGUGCCUCUGAUUAAAACCAUAAUUGACUGGAGGAAUAUACACACUGUGGCCUUCUAUAUUUUACUUAUCCUACUUGCCUACUCAAGUCUGAAGGGUUCUGCAAUGAAGAGAGACUGCAACGGGAAAUUAUUCAUGAAUGGCAAGCAUAAUACUAAUGGACAUAGCUGUCAAUCAGAUUUAGAACACAAAAAUGCAGAGCAGAAGCCUGUGAUUGCCUCAAAACUUGAAAAUGGCAUAAAACAUCAUAUCAGUCAUGAAAUGCAACUUCCUUCCACAAAAAACAUUGUUGUUUUAGCUUUAUCUUUGUUAAUAGUACCCUUUGUGCCAGCCAGUAAUCUAUUUUUCUAUGUUGGCUUUGUUAUUGCAGAGCGUGUUCUAUAUAUACCCAGUAUGGGUUUUUGUUUACUUGUAACAGUGGGUGCAAGAGCCCUUUAUAUCAAGGCCCAAAAAAAUUUUCUGAAAAGCCUCCUUUUUUAUGCAACCACUGCUUUAAUUGUUUUUUAUGGCCUCAAGACUGUUGUCAGAAACGGGGACUGGAAGAAUGAAGAAAUGUUGUAUCGAUCUGGAAUUAAAGUGAAUCCAGCAAAAGCAUGGGGAAAUCUUGGGAAUGUUCUCAAGAGCCAGAGCAAGCUUGAUGAAGCUGAAAAUGCCUAUAGGAAUGCCUUGUACUAUCGUAGCAACAUGGCGGAUAUGUUGUAUAAUUUAGGCUUAUUGCUCCAAGAAAACAGCAAGUUUUCAGAGGCUCUGCAUUACUACAAGUUAGCAAUUGGUAGCAGACCUACCCUAGCAUCAGGAUAUUUGAACACAGGUAUUAUUUUAAUGAAUCAGGGAAGAACAGAAGAGGCUAGACGAACUUUCCUAAAGUGCUCUGAAAUCCCAGAUGAAAAUUUAAAAGAUCCAAAUGCCCAUAAGAGCUCUGUGACCAGCUGCCUUUAUAACUUAGGAAAACUGUACCAUGAGCAAGGACAGUAUGAGGAUGCCCUGAUUGUGUAUAAAGAAGCAAUACAGAAGAUGCCAAGGCAGUUUUCACCCCAAAGCUUAUACAACAUGAUGGGGGAAGCUUACAUGAGAUUGAACCUGGUCUCUGAAGCGGAACACUGGUAUACUGAGUCACUGAAAUCAAAGCCUGACCACAUCCCAGCACAUCUUACUUAUGGCAAGUUGCUCACACUAACGGGUAGAAAGAAUGAAGCUGAACGAUACUUCCUGAAGGCAAUUCAGCUGGAUCCCAACAAAGGCAACUGUUAUAUGCAUUAUGGACAAUUUCUACUAGAAGAAGGACGCCUUUUAGAAGCUGCAGAAAUGGCAAAGAAAGCAGCGGAACUUGACAACUCUGAAUUUGAUGUUGUAUUUAAUGCAGCUCAUAUGCUCAGGCAAGCAAGUCUCAACGAAGCAGCAGAGAAAUACUACAAAUUGGCAGCAGGUUUGAGACCAAACUACCCUGCUGCCUUAAUGAAUCUUGGGGCCAUUCUUCAUCUCAAUGGCAAAUUAGAAGAGGCAGAAUCCAACUACCUCCGUGCUCUGCAGCUUAAACCAGAUGAUGCAAUCACACAGUCAAACCUCCGCAAGUUAUGGAAUAUCAUGGAAAAACAAGGCCUCAAGACUUCGAAAACGUGACAUGAAACAGCUAGAGACUUUUGACUGACUGAUAGAUUAUGAAAUUAGACAUGCAGGAAUCAGAAAGUUAACAGCUGCAAGCUAUGUUUCCUAUAUGUGUCUGGAGAGUGUAAUUGCUGCUAUGAGAGUACUCUGCUUUUUUGGCAUAGUAGUUAUUCAAUGUUAAAAAGGGAAAUGAUAAAGGGGAUAUAAAAUCUCCGCAAGGGACUAGGAAGUGCUUGCAUUAGCCCAGAUAAAGAAAGGCACUUAAAGCAAGGUCUGUCUGUACACAGCACAACUGUACUGGAUGUGCAUAAAUUUUGAGCAGACUGAAAUAGGAGUCUCUAAAACUCUAAACGAGGUAUAAUGGAUUAGAUGGCUUCCUAACUAUUGCUAAAUGCAAUUCAUUUGUAUAAACUGGGUGGACUGGAAAGCAAACCAAUCUGUCGCCCAAGGGUAUGAGCUACACAACACAGUCUGUCAAAUCAAAGGUUUUAAAGUUAAAGUACUAGAUUUAAGAACCUGUCAAAAUGUCAUUUAUUUCGGAAAUCCAUGCAUUCAGAUGUUUUUAAAACAGUUCCCGGGCCAGUGCUAUUAAAGAUUGUGGCAUUAAAAAUACUGAAAUCACUAUGAAAUAGGAAAAGGUAAAUAAAAUUAAAUGAGUGGUGUGCUGCUGGGGGUACCAGAGAUUUAGGUGACUUGUAUACCAUGUAAUAGUAUCGUUCUUCAACCUUGGCUUAUUAUUGAAGCUUUAACUUCAGGAUCUGUUUGUAAAAAAGAAAAACAUGUUUAACAAGUUUAAAAGCACAUCCUGUUUAAUCCUAAUCUAUAAAUACAGAAAUAUUGACAGUGCAGUGAUUUUACUGAUGGGUUAUUUCUGCAGCUGCUUGGUUCAUUGGCCUAAACAGUUGUGGCUCAGUUGUGUAUUUCCCUUAGCUGUAAAUCUGUGCAAAAGUAGAAUUUAUCAUGUCCUCAUAUGCAGUAAAGGAUCACUUCCCCUGAGUGCACCCAGCAACACAACUAUUACACUCUGGUAGAACAGUGUUUGGUUGAUUUUACAUAAGGGGGGGGGGGCACAUAAAGGCAGCUUUCAUCCUUUCCCCACCUGUGAUAAAACUCAACAUCCCUUCUUAGUUUGGAAGAACUUUAAAAGCCAAAUUUACUUUUUGAAUAUCAUUUUUGCAAGGGACUGUAAGUACUGAAAAAAUAUAAACCUAUAAAUACUUGCUCUAUUAAAGAAUGCAAGAAAAAAACAUAUAUGAUGCCAGUGAGUCCAAGGUAUGAACUUCUAUAUUUAUCAGAGCUGUCAGCUGCCCACCCCCCAACACCUAUAUUUUCACAAGUUACCUGAUUUUGGUCCCUCUCCCCUGCUCUCCUGCCACCCUAUAGCAUUCUCACUAUUUUUCUGACAACUCCCAAAGUUCUCCAAUGAACAAGACACAUUUAUUAUAACAAUCCACUUUGUUGCUCUAUCCUAUCUACUACUUUUGUGCACUGGUAAAACUAUGGGAGCAAUACAUCAUAUUUCUUAUUAACCACUCUGUAGUUGAAUUUGUGUCUGGUUACCUCAGGUAUGUCAGCCAGCAGCACGUAGGUUCUGGUGCUAUGCACAGUAGUACAAAGUGAAUAAAGAAUAAUACUGAAGUGGCUUAUCUACCUGUCUCGAGACAGUAACUCUAUAGUGUGCAUGCCUCUGAACUUAUACCAGGUCCAUAGUUUGCUUAUAUAGCAUCAUUCAGCAACAUCUGAAGUUGGUGGUUGUGUUUUAUGUUAAAUUAUCUCUUAAAGGGAAAUAUGGCCAGUUUAUGAAAGCUAAAGUAUGAUCACAUAGCUUUUAUUUGUACAGAAAAUUUAUUCUCUGGAUAUUUAGUUAUGUACAGUGCAUGUGACUUAGAGCUUCUGUUGCCUCUCCCUGUGCAGAGAGGUUUCCCUAGACGUUUCUGCACUUGCAUCCCUAGUGCCCAUAAAUCCAUGGUUGCAGUCUGUUUCUCUUCCAGGGUAACACUAUAUCAAAUACAAAUCAGCUUACCAUCAUAAUCAAGUACCAAGUCAUUUUAAAGUAAUCUUUUUACCAUAGUACUGUACAUUUUCAUAUGUCAAGCCUUCUCUCGUAUAUUCACUUUAAGCUAUAAUAUUGUCCACUUCAUGCCCGAAAAAUGGAAAUUUACACCUACUAAAAUUUGAUAUACCAAACUGCAAGCUAAUAGUCUUAAUAAUAUGCUUUUAUUAAGGGCAUUUUUGUUUUGGUGCAUAGGUCAUCUGCUGAUGGCCAUGGAUAAAAAUUAUAUUUCUCUUUCCCUAGAAGGAUCCAUCAAGCUAAUUAUAUUUCCCCUUUUUUGCUGUUUGGUAAAUAUUCACUAAAACAUUUUCUUGUUCAGUUAUUUUUGGAGGCCAUUAAAUAUGUUUAUAUGAAAAGAAUUAUAUUGUACAGGAUAUGAAUCCUGGAGGGGGGCAGAUCUGUUUACUUGCCUGGCCUUUGCUGCAUUCAUCUAUUAACAGUGCCCCAAAAACAUCACUCCUCCUUUUUGCAUUUUGUAGUAUUUUGAAACUGUUGAACUAAUGGCAUUCUAUUGCAACGUAGAAUCUGCUCACAAUAAUACCUUUGUAGAAGCUAUAGUAACACUUGCAACCAAAUAUUAUGCUGAGUUCUCAGUAACACCAGUAGAAAAUUAGAAUGGGGAAAAAGAAACUUGAUGCCCCUUUUAUGUAGCAAAUACAAUCUGGAUCCUUAUAAAGGCAUGAUUUUUUUUUUGCCCUUAUUUAGUUUAGAAGUUUUUUCUCAUGGAAAGUUUACUGUAUAUAAUCCAUAAACAAUUGAUAUUAUGGGGCACUGUGUUCAAGAUAUAAAAUAUAAUAUUACAUAGUAGACCAAGGUUGUAAAUAAUAUCUGAACUUUAGUAACUAAUCUUUGCUGCAGCAACAAAUACCGUGAAUGAUAGUCGAUCGUUGGUACUACCGAUUUUGCCAGCCUACAUUUCCCAGCAUCCCUUCAUCAACUGAUAUGGUGAAAGGAUCACGGUUUUGCAUCAAAAUCUGAACUUUUACAAGUUUGCAAGUAAAGUAAAUUCAAAUUUAGCAGUUUUGCUAUAAAGUAAUACACAGUGGGAAUCAUCGCACAAUUUCAGUCUAUGCCAACAGCUGUGGCUAAAGCCGCUGUUGGGAGCCGCGGCAAUGGAACAGCACUCAAAUCACACUGAAAUCAGAUUUGUUCCAACGAUAAUGUUACUUAAGCUUCAAAAAUUCCAUCCAGUAGAAAUUUUAGUUGUACUGACUUACAAACCUAGCCAGUGAGGAUUAGCCUUAGGACUUAAAGCAACUCAUGCAGAUAGGUAUUUAUUUAUUCUUUAGUACUUUUCCUUAUCCUUUCUUUUCCUGUGGAGUACAGUUUAGUUUUUGUGUUGCCAUCUGCAACUAUUACACUUUGUGUUCCUGCUAUUGAGAAAUGUUCACAGCCUGAAGGAAAUGCAAUAAGCAACUCCAGACACUAGAUGAGGCAAACUGGUAUGUGUAUCCCUGGCAAUUUCAUUUUGCAUUUGUCAUAAAACAUUUUGUUUUAAAUUAAAUAAUACAUACUGUAUAUAUUCCUGUCUGUCAGAUCCCAUUCUGCUUUAAGCUAUUUGGUGCUUCAGUAGUGAGAGUGAUUUCUUAGGAUUAUUUGACUUAGCUGCAAGCUUGCCCUGCUUUCUUUUGAAUGAAUAAUUAUUGCUAUUUUAUCACUAUGUGAUAUUUAAAGCCAGUAUUUUUUAGAGAUUUAUUUUCUAGUAAUGUAGAGAAACUGAAAUAUUAACUCCUAGAAUUGUUUAAAUUGCUUUUAUUUUUUUAUGUUAAAUAAGAAAGAGACAAGAUUUCCUAUUCACCAGUUUGUUUCUGCAUGUUGCUUUUCUGAGAAGAUAUUUGCACUAAAGUUUGGGCUAGUGUCUGUUUAUUUAGAUAACCUAAACCCCCUUUAAAACAAUUGAUGAUAUUUCCUAAAGGUACAAAUGGAGCAAACCUUAUUGAGCAACACAUGUGGUCACACCAGUUUCCCCAACUGGAAUAAAUGGUGGCCCGGGUGCAUUAAAGUCUGUUACAUCUGUGUGUUAGCCUCUGUCCUCCAAAGCCUAUAAGACAAAAAAAUAAGAACUAAUGGCUCUAUGGUGCUAUUGCACUCUAAAAUACUUUUUUCAGACACUCUUUUUGUAUCCAACAGCUACCCUAAAAGUUCAUUGUGCUGCCUUUAGGAAUGGGGCAUCAAAUGCUGGGUAUUGCAAACAACCCUAUUCUGUAGAAUAUUUGUUGUGCAUUUAUAAUACUAUUUGGAUAAGAUAAUUGCCCUGAUUAUUUCAUUACAGUAAAGGUGUAUAGUGUCCUCUGCUUUAUGCCAUAUUUGGAACUUCAUUAUUUUUUUAUACAGGUAUAGGAUCUAUUAUCUGGAAUGCUUGGGACCUGGGGUUUUUCAGAUAAAGGGAUCUUUCUGUCAUUUGAAUUACUAUACCUUUAGUCUGCUAAAAAAAAAAAAAAA